Messenger RNA from Truncatella angustata, 2412 nucleotides. RefSeq names its product pumilio-family RNA binding repeat domain-containing protein. Lineage: Eukaryota; Fungi; Ascomycota; Sordariomycetes; Amphisphaeriales; Sporocadaceae. Gene Ontology annotation, cellular component: 90S preribosome; nucleolus; preribosome, small subunit precursor. Gene Ontology annotation, molecular function: RNA binding. The transcript has a single exon. Gene Ontology annotation, biological process: endonucleolytic cleavage in 5'-ETS of tricistronic rRNA transcript (SSU-rRNA, 5.8S rRNA, LSU-rRNA); ribosomal small subunit export from nucleus; endonucleolytic cleavage to generate mature 5'-end of SSU-rRNA from (SSU-rRNA, 5.8S rRNA, LSU-rRNA). The record is from RefSeq and is a predicted model, not a curated record. The coding region runs from base 114 to 2270 and encodes 718 amino acids.
CCAAAAUUUCUGGAAUUCCAGGUAAAGUUGGCGUAGCCAGUUCGCGAAUAGCGUCAACACGGCUGCUACGUUUUUUUGUCUAUUGGCUGUCACUCACAGACUCGACCGCCAACAUGCCGAAGCCACGCUCAAAGAGACAGGCGAUUCGGGACGAGCGGAAGCAGAAGCGACAUGACGCCGAAGAAGAAGUCGAAGAGAGUGCGAACAAGCGUUCCAAGCGACAACGGAUCGACGAGGAUGGCAACGCCAACAAUGUUGCAGACGAGUACGCCGAAUACACUGGCUCGGCCGAUAUGCAAGGGAUCUCUGGCGAUGCCCGACCGGAAAAGGAGUUCUUUGGUAUGCUGUCCGAUCAAGAGCAGGAAUACUUCCGGUCCGUCGAUGAGCAGUUGGACGUCGACGACUUCCCAUCGCAAGACGAGAGGGACAUGUACUUGGCCAACGUCUUUGCUGAGGCCCAGGGAAAGGAGCUGAAGCUCGCUUGCAGCCAGUCAUGCUCUAGGCUGAUGGAACGACUUAUCCUCAUGUCAAACACCCGCCAGAAGAAGAAGCUUUUCGACCAAUUCGCCUCCCAUUUUCUCAACCUCAUUCAGCACCGCUUCGCCAGUCAUUGUUGCGAGACACUCUUCUUACAGUCCGCUCCGGUUGUUUCAAGAGAAUUAAGCGGUGAAAGAGACGACGAGCCCGCAGAAGGCGAGGAAGAAGAUGCAGGGCCUCUGCCCACCAUGGAGGAACUGUUUCUUCUGACCUUGGACGAGCUUGAAGGUCAGUUGGGAUACCUCUUGACCGAUCGCUUUGCAUCUCAUAGUUUAAGAGUGCUGCUGAUCGUUCUGUCCGGACGGCCCCUCGAUCAAGCUGCGACCAAGUCACUCGUUCACAGCAAGAAGAAGGAGAAGAUCUCGGCACCCUGGAAGUCUGGUGCUGGUUCGGAAGAAAAGAAGGAUGCACUGCGACCAGUCCCAUCCUCCUUUACAGCGGCGACCAAGAAGAUCAUUGCAGAUUCUACAGAGGGCAUGGAUGCGACGGCACUUCGUUUGUUGGCCCGUCAUCCAACUGGUAACCCUAUCCUCCAACUACUUUUGGAGUUGGACAUUGCCGUCAAUUCUAAGAAAGAUACCAAGAAAGGAGAGACUGAACCUGAAGAGGACUCGAGUGAAAGGCGGUUGCUGUGGCAGCUCUUACCCCUCGCCCCUGCCUCGCUCAAGGAAGAGCAGUCGAUGGCCAAUGAGUUUAUCAACUCGAUGUUAUACGAUCCUAUCGGGUCCCGGUUAUUGGAGACUUUGGUAUCACACUGCCCUGGAAAGUUGUUCAAGGUUAUGUUCAAGCACAACUUCGCCGACCGCAUCCAAAGCUUGGCAAGAAACGACGUUGCAUCGUAUCCUGCCAUUCGUAUUCUCAACCGUCUGGGUAAGGAGGACCUUGCAGCCGCUGUCGAAAAGAUUGCUCCCGAGAUGCCGAAGCUGGUGUCAUUAUCACGAUUCAACGUCAUCAAGGCAUUAUUCGAAAGAUGCAAUAUCAGAGACGCUAAGAGUGAAGUUGGAACAUUACUAAGAGCACUCACGUCCGCCUGCGGAGGUGAUAAGAAGACGUUGAUACCAAAGUUGUGUAUACCAGAGAAGGAGGAAGACACAAAGAAGUCAGGACAGCAGUCACUGUCAAAAAAUCAAUCUGCGAUCAUCUCGCAUGGAUGCCAUCUGGCAACGACUAUGCUAUCGAUUCGCGGUGCAACCUCCAACGCCAUCCAGACAUCUCUAGUUUCUCUUUCCCCCGAGCUUAUCAUGGGUCUUGCGACAUCGUCCGGUCCAACAAUGCAUGUCCUGACCACUGCCUUUGCCACCCCAUCAGAUAACAAGGCCUUCCACAAGGUUCUGGUAGCAGCACUUAUGAAGGACAUCAUGGGGCUCGCCGUGUCGGAUCACGGUAGCAAAGUAAUCAGUGCCAUCGUGUCCGUACCGUCCAAGAGUGAAGGCAUCAAUCUGCCUUUCCACAUGAAGCAGCAGAUCAUGGACGUGCUUGGGGAGCAUGAGAUGGAACUACGUGAUUCAUUCCAAGGGCGGAAAGUGUGGAAAGCAUGGCAAGGAGAUAUGUGGAAGACAAGACCGAGAGACUGGAUCGCAUGGACGAAGGAGGUCGACACUGAGACACGUGCUGCUGCACCCGUGUGGAAGAGACAGCAGGCGGGGGGGAAAAUCACCAAAAACAACCCCAACAUGGUUAAAGUUGAUGAGGCAGCACGAAGGAAGAGGGCUGAUGUUGAGACGACCUCAUGAUACCAAAACUAGUAAAAUCCUUUGUAUGCUAUUUGGGGACAAUUCCGAGAAGCCCUCAAGCUACCUGCCCCAUUUUCAAUGAUCCUCGUUUUGAAUUGUAAUUAAUAGGUAACUGUUGUCAAAACACAGUUUCGUUCAUGUG